GAUAGCUAGCGUGUCCUUUAGUCAAUUCCAAUUACCUUAUUUAUACGGUAUUAUAUUAAAUUUUAUUUAUUUUUAAAUUAUGAAAAUCGUUAGAGAAAUAUUAGAAAAAAAUGUUUAAGAUUUUAGAAAUUUGUGUUUUAAUUCUGUAUUGUUUUAAAAUGUGUCAAUGUGAAGAUGAAGCUUGGGAUUCAUUUCAAAAUUCGGUCAUGGAAAAAAAUCGUGAAGAAUUAGUUAUUAGUAAAAUAACUAGUGAAAAAAUAGUUUCUCUGGAAUCUAACGUCACUAAAUGGAGGAGUCUUUCGAUUGGUCCAACUUCUUACUCUAUUGGAUUAUCAGAAAAGGGAUUGGAGAUUAUAGUGGCUGUUUUAAAUCAAAAUAAAACAGACUUUGAAAUAAAAAAUAGCUUAUACAAUAUAGGCCAGAAACCAUCAGAUGUAGUUAUUUUUCAUAAUCGUAACCAAGGAAAUUCAGAAUUGAUAGUUGUGGUUUCAUUUUUUAACCAAAGUAAAAUUAGUUGGCUUAAAAUUUCUAAUAAUAAUUCUAUAAUAGCUCAAGAAUUUUGGACUUGGCAAGUAGAACUCCCAGUUGUACAUGUGAAUUUAUUAAAAAUUGGAACACGUCAUAUUCUGUUUUAUGUUACAGAAAAUAAUGUUGCGAAUUUAUAUGAAUUCGAUAUUAAAAGUAAACCCUUAAGUAAAUGGUUUUUUCAAAAACUAUCUUUGGAAUCUACACCAACUUCGACUGCAUUCAACAAUUUUAAAAACCAAUACUUUUUAUCAAUACCCCAAAGGAACUCGGUUACGGUCUACAAAUAUUCGAAAACAAAAUUUGAGUUUUUCACAAAAGUCAGAACACCUCAAAUAUCAUUUAUUACAAAUUUCAAUAUUGGAUUCAAAACUUUUUUCGCUGUAGACGGUCUAAAUACAGGCAUCUAUCAAUUUUUGGAAAACGGUUUGACUAAACAAAAAAUUUUUAACAGCAAUCUUGAAGGAGUAAACUUUUGGUUGCCUGUACCAUUGGAAACUAUUAGGGAUGAAGUUUUUAUACUGGCACAGCGAGUUCUAGAUCAUAGCACACAUAAAACUUUUGAAGUUAAUGUCAUAACUUACAGCAAUGGUAAAUUUGAAGAACAUGAAGACAUACCUUGUUCAUUUUUUGAAGAAACCACGGAUACUAUGGCUUGUCUAACCGAAACUGGAAUUUUAGGCUCUACUUAUUUAGUUAUAGAAGAUAAAAUAGGCUUGGUUGUACCGAAAUCUAAAAACACUUUUAUAUUGUUUAUGAUUGAUACAAAAAUUAAACAAAAUCCUCAUCCCAGAGAACAGGAAGUUGCGAAUUUAAUAGAAACUAGGAAAAAGUUAGAGAUUUUAUUAGAAGAAGCAAAUAAUACUUUUGAAGAAAUCACCAACUUACUAAGUUCUGCUCAGGAAAAACCGGAAAAAAAUAUUGAUCAAAAAGAUAUUGUGGGUGAACAUCAAAAUUUGACUCCUUAUUUGCAGGAAGUUGAAAAAAUAGGCCUUGAAGUCGAUAAGCUCUUUAAUAAAGUAGAAUAUUUAGCUAUACAUGAAGAAAAAUCUGAAUUCGAAACGAUAUUUAUAAAUGGUGAAGCUAUAUUUGAAGAUAUUGUUGAAAUAAAAGAAAUAAAUGUUGAAAAUAUUAACGAAGACCCUGCUACACAGUUGCUAAAUGAUAUUAUAAACAAAGAAGCUAUCAAUAAACAACUGAAGAACAAAACAUUUAUUGAUUUAGAAAUUGAAAAUCUUAAUACUAAAAUUGCAAAUGGUAUUCACACCGAUAACAUGGCUUUUAAAGAUGAACCUAAGAUUAUCUUAAAUGGGACCGUCAUUUUUAACCAAUUUGCAAUGUUAGAACACGUUCAUAUUACCACGAAACAAAUCAAUGAUAUUUAUUUUGAGAACGAAGCUGUAAUAUUAGGACAAAAACUAGAAGAAACUUUAGAAUUUGAGCAAAUCAAGAUAAAAGAAAAUCUACAGGCAUCUAGAAUGAACAAUAUAAAUCUAGUACCAGUAUCCAGUGCCAAAAACACAAAAAGUAAACGAAAUUUGAGCGAUGAUUUGGAAGAUUCUCUUUUAAUCCCUCAUAAUUUAUCAGUAACUUUCAUAAAUGGAGAAAAUUUAACAGCAUUCUUACAUAGUUUGUGUAUGAUAAAUAAAGUUUGCUAUAUACCUGGGACAGUUAAGAUACGAGAGAAAAUACAUGCUGAAGUUGUGAACACUGACACUUUGAAUGGUCUGAAGUAUCCUGAAGAAUAUAUUUUUUUGAAUUCAGAAUCAAAUGGAAAUAUUAUUGGUAAAAAAAUAUUCAAAAGUUUGAUAGCAGAAGAUGUAAGAUCUGGAGGUAACAUUAAUGGAAUAAAUACCGAAGAUCUAGUGACAUUAUCUACAGAUCAAGUCAUAGAAAAUUUUACUUUAAAUCAUUUGGAACUCACCGAAAAAUUAGAUGUUGAAGGAAAAAUUUCAGGAGAAAAUGUCGACAAAUUUCUUUCCAAUCCAACUUUACAAGAAGUGAACCGAAUUAUGUCAAAUGUUAAUUUUAAAAAUUUAGAAAUCAAGGGAAAUAUCAUUAUACAAAAUAAUUUUGAGGAUAAAAAUUUCAAGACUUUACUGCAAAAUCUUCUUUAUGAUGAUGAAGACGAAGUUACUAUUACUACCACGAAAGAAUUUUCAAAAGGCGUGACAGUAGAAAAAGAACUACAAAUAAAAUCGAACUCUAUAAACACUGUGGACCUCAAAAAUUUUAUAACUAAAGAUACCGAUCAAAAACUUGAUAUAAAUUUAUUAAACGGUAACACUAUUAUUAAAAAUCUAUUUGUAAAUGGUUCUUACGAUGGUAAAGAUAUAAAAACGUUGGACGAUAGUUUAGUAAAAUUGUCGGGAAACCAAUUUGUAUUUUCUGUACUUAGUUUUAACGAUUUGGAAGCGAAUAAUUUGGAAAUUGAUAGAAAACUGAAUGAUGUCAAAGCUGAAGAAUAUUUGUAUAUAACGGAACCAGUGGAAUUCGAUAAAAAAAUCGAGUUUGAUCAUUUAAUUGUUGAAAAUUUGACAAUACAUGGUGAUUUAAAUGGAAAAAUAACUGGAUUUGAUAUAAAAAAUAUUUAUAAAAGAUACCUCAGUAAAACCAAAAAUCAAACGAUUAUGUCUACUUUUAAUGUAACUAGUUCAAGAGUUGAUAAUUUAAUAUUAACAAAAGACAAUGAUGAAAAUAUCUUCCAAGAAUCAGCAUUCCUUAAAUAUGUGAAAGAUUUAUUGAAUAAGGGAGAGUUAACAGUAGAAAAUUUGCAUGUAGAAGAUUCAAUAAAUGUAAACAAUAUCAACGACAAACCUACUAAAGUUAUUUAUCCUGUAAAUGUACUCGAAAUGGCUAAAGAAAACGGCAAUAAACUAAUAUUUGAAAAUGACAUUUAUUUGAAACAACUUGAACUAACAAACUUUAGUUCUGUAAACUGGAACGACUAUAUCAAGCAGAUUGUCUAUAAAAACCAAACAGACUCUAAUUUAAUAUUCAACGCUCCAAAAAAAUUUUUAACUGGCAUUAAUGUCGAAAAUCUUAUCGAAACGAAAAAAAUUAACAACAUUUCUCUACAACAUAUAUUGACUAAAGAAGGUGAUAAAAUUAUACGAGGACCUGUGCAAAUAGAAGGUGAUCUGUCAGUAGAAGAUAUAGAAGUUAAAGAAGAAAUUAACGAUAUACCUGCUAAGGAAUUUCUAAAGAUGUUUAUGGUUUCUAAAGAUGGAGAGUAUUUUAUUAAAAGAGAUAUGGUUUUUAAGAGACUUUCCUAUAUUCAAUCACUUAACAUCGAAGGAAAAGUAAACAACAAAAAUAUUGAAGAUUUAUUAAAAGAAUUGGUAUACCAGAACAAAAGUAUUACAUUAAAAAAUGAUAUCAUUUUUUCAAAACCCGUAACCGUAUCUGAUAACUUGGCAAUUAGUGAUCAUUUUAACAAUCUAAAUAUCUCCGAUAUAAUUUCCAAAAUCGUUCUUACCACCCAAGAUGCUGCUAUAGAAGGAUUGGUUUCUUUCUCAAAAAAGUGUCGAGGUUGAGGAGAAAAUGAUAGUUGAGGAAAACUUGUCUGCUAAAUUUUUUACAGGAUUUGAUAUACAAGAUUGGUAUAAAAAAGCUAUUUUUGUAGAUAAAGGCCUACUUAAAGGGCACUAUAAGAUGGACUCAGUAGAGAUUAACUCAAAAUUAACAACAGAUUUUAUUAACAGUUUAAACAUGUCAAGAAUUAUACCUUUAAGAUCAAAUCAAAGUAUAGACCAUCUCCAAUUUGGACUUUUAAAAUUUGUAAAAAACAUCCCAGUUGGCAAUAAAGUAAACGAACUAUUUUUACCUGAUGAAUUUCAAAGAACUCUUAUGAAAGACACCGAUCAAGACAUUUUACCUACUACAACUUUCAAAAACAUUUUAGUCCGUCAAAAUUUAAAAUCUAAUAUUCUUAACAAUAAAGCAUCAUCCAAAAUCGUUACAACAAAGACGCAUCAAAAUUUAACAGCUAAAUAUAAUUUUAACUCAAAAAUGAUCUUAGAUUCUCAUUUAAAUGUACAUGGUUUAAUAAACAAAAAGCAUUAUGAAAAAUGGAAAGCGAAUACGGCUUAAACUGAAUUCAAGUAAAACUUCUAUUAUCACCAAUGAGUGGAACGUGCUCAAAAAUUUGACAUUUGAAGAAGACGUGUAUGGAUAUAAAAAUAUAAGUGAUUUAGAUUUUCCAACAAUAGCGAAAGAAAUACGGGAUAGAAAGAUUUGAAAUAUCAGUUGGAGCAUGGAAUUAUUAAAGACCACAUUGGACUUUGCAGUAGCAUAACUCACUUAUAUGAAGAAGCAAAAUCGCAAAUAUACAAAUUUAAGUUUUUCGAUGACUUCCAAACGCUUUCAUUCAACAACACAAUUAAACAUGUAUUUAAAUUCGAUUACAAGAAACGGCAAUAUCUUCUCAUUAACCAGGAUACCUGUUUAUCAGACUUGAUGGUUUAUAAUAAUGCUAAAUUUGUACCGUUGAUUUUAAGUGUUUCUACAGGACUUGUUGAGCAAAUGGUACCGGUCAUUGACAAUGAGAAGUUAUUUUUGGUGAUGAAAGGGGAUAGAUCAAGUAAUUGUAACAAUAUUAGAGGUACCAACAUUUGGGAGUUUAAUGGAAAAUUGUUAGAAUUAAAAUUCAAUAUGGACAACCAAGACAUCUUGCAUGAUUCACGAGUUCCAUCUACUUUUUACACAUAUAGUAAAGACGGCGUUAUUGAGUACAAAAUGGAAAACUCGGAAGGGCCAGUAAAGUACAGAAGAUGGACCGUUUCUUUUGAAGAUUAUGUCGAUUUUGUACCAAGAGGUCUUAAAACAGGUUUAGCUAUGAGAACUGGAGACAGCAUAAUUUAUUUAGACCGUAUUGAUCCAGUAGUAGAAUUUGACUUAGAUCCAAAUACCGAGACCACUAUAACAGGUUCUGUCAGAGAAGUUUUUAAUGAAUAUAUUCCUGGAAAAGAUGAAGGAGAGUUGGUAGUUUUAAAUGUCGGUACUAAAAGUGCACAUAAAAAUCUUUUAGCAGUUGCUCAUCAUGAAGAAACAGUCGUCAAAGGGUCUUUAGAUUUUAUAAAGAUCUACGAAAAUCCAUUUACAGGAAAAUUAUUUCAUAAAGUGCCUGCAUAUAAACCGUCUUCUUUGCUUUCCGUCGAAUUUGGCCAAGGAGAGACAAUUUUAGCAUUUUUGGAGGACAGAAGAUUACUCCAAUUUUAUGAAUACAAAGGAAUUGAAGGUUUCCAACCUAGAAACUCAAUAAAGGUAGAUGGAGCGUCGCUGUUGUUUCAGAUUGAUUUAGCCCAAAAUGAAAAACAAAAGACAAUAAAAAAUAUUGGAAUUGUAUACAAUGAUAAAAUAAGAUUGAUCCAAGCUGUGAUGGAGGGAACAAAAAUUCGUGAUGAUUGGAACUGUAAUUUGUGAUACCUAAUGUUGUUGUUUGUAUUAUUUAUUGUUAUUUUUUUUUAAGAUAAUAUAGAAUAUUUAUAUAUU
Psylliodes chrysocephalus is the source of this 6018-nucleotide messenger RNA. The record is from the annotation of a GenBank genome assembly. NCBI's taxonomy places the organism in Eukaryota, Metazoa, Arthropoda, Insecta, Coleoptera, Chrysomelidae.